GGAGGGGUGAGGAUGGAGGGAGCCUGGGCCGGGAAGCAGCGCGGGCCCGGGCCCCGAAGCCUGGGCUGGGCUGGGCGGAAGCGGGGACGACUGUGGGGACGGCGCUUUUUCCUCUGCCCCGCCCCCUGGGACCCCCUCCCCUCCCCCCUGCUGUCCGCCGGCCGCGAUCUGGCGGGUGGCCGUUAGUUAGGUUUCCCGAGGCCGUUCCUACAGGCCUCUUUUUCCCGGGUCGGGGAGAGGCCGUCUCCUUGCGGUUACGGCCGGCUCCAUCUCAGCACCGAGCCCUACUUGUGGGGAAAGGGCCGGUUGGGAUUUCGGGGCUUUCCCGCCAGAGCGGGGGCUUCUCUCAAGGGAAAGCUGUUUUCACCGGAAAGCUCAGCUUUUCUGUUAAUACCUGCUUCACCUCCCGCCUUCCUUGAGACCUGAAUGAUAUUUCUCGACUACUUCUGCGUCUCACGUAAACAUUUCUCCAACUCUUUGACUCUGUGGUAUCUCCCUGAGAUGUGAUAUCGCUAGUGCCACCACCAGAAAGAAACGUCUGGACCAGGUUAUGAAAAUCCCCUUAACUGCCACCGCUUGCUUACCUGGCUCAUCGCCUCCUGGACUUUGUAUCUUUGCUAAAGUCAGUGAUGUGAAAAGACCUGACAUGGAUGAUAUUGCUGAUAGGAUGAGGAUGGAUGCUGGAGAAGUAACUUUGGUGAACCACAACUCCAUAUUCAAAACCCAUCUCCUGUCACAAACAGGUUUUCAAGAGGACCAGCUUUCACUUUCUGACCAUCAGAUUUUACCUUCCAGGCAAGGGAAUUUGGACCGAUCUUAUACUUGUUCUACAAGAAGUCCAGCUUAUAAUCCAAAUUAUUAUUCAGGAUUCUAUGUCAGCAAGAUGAGAUCUCCUCCCCUAAAAAGACACAACCCUUCUUCAGACAGUUUUCUUGGCUCAGGAGACCUAAGAACCUUUGGCCAGAGUGCAAAUGGCCAGUGGAGAAAUUCCACUCCAGCAUCAGGUUCAACUUUACAAAAAUCAAGAAACAGCCGAAGUCUUUACCUCGAAACCCGAAAGACCUCAAGUGGAUUAUCAAACACUUUUAUGGGAAAGUCAAACCAUCACUGCCAUGUAUCUGCAUAUGAAAAAUCUUUUCCUAUUAAACCUGUUCCAAGUCCAUCUUGGAGUGGUUCAUGUCGUCGAAAUCUUUUGAGCCCCAAGAAAACUCAGAGGCGACAUGUUAGCACAGCAGAAGAGACAGUUCAAGAAGAAGAACGAGAAAUUUACAGACAGCUGCUACAGGUGGUCACAGGGAAACAGUUUUCCGUAGCCAAACCUACCACACAUUUUCCUUUACACCUGUCUCGAUGUCUUAGUUCCAGUAAGAAUACUUUGAAAGACCCACUGUUUAAAAAUGGAAACUCUUGUGCAGCUCAGAUCAUUGGCUCUGACACUUCGUCAUCUGGAUCCGCCAGCAUUUUAACUGCCCCGGAACAACUGUCCCACAGCGUGUGUUCCUUAUUGUCUUAUACCCCAGAUGUUGUUGCAUUUGGAUCCAAAGAUUCUGAUCCUCUCCAUCAACCCCAGCAUCACCACUCUCUUCCACCUCAACCGGAUAACAUACCAGCUUCAAAUACACAAUCUGAAGGAUCAGACUCUGUGAUUUUACUCAAAGUGAAAGAUUCUCAGACUCCAGCUCCCAGUCCUACUUUUUUCCAGGCAGAGCUGUGGAUCAAAGAAUUAACUAGUGUUUAUGAUUCUCGAGCACGGGAAAGAUUGCGCCACAUUGAAGAGCAGAAAGCACUGGCAUUACAGCUUCAAAACCAGAGAUUACAGGAACGGGAACAUUCAAUACAUGAUUCAGUGGAACUGCAUCUUCGUGUACCUCUUGAAAAGGAGAUCCCUGUCACAAUUGCCCAAGAAACAGGGAAAAAAGGUCAUAAAUUAACUGAUAGUGAGGAUGAAUUUCCUGAAAUCACAGAGGAAAUGGAGAAAGAAAUAAAGAAUGUAUUUCGUAAUGGGAAUCAGGAUGAAGUUCUGAGUGAAGCAUUCCGUUUGACCAUUACACGCAAAGAUAUUCAAACUCUAAACCAUCUGAACUGGCUCAAUGAUGAGAUCAUCAAUUUCUACAUGAAUAUGCUGAUGGAGCGAAGUAAAGAGAAGGGGUUACCAAGUGUGCACGCAUUUAAUACCUUUUUUUUCACUAAGUUAAAAACUGCUGGUUAUCAAGCAGUGAAACGUUGGACGAAGAAAGUGGAUGUAUUUUCUGUUGACAUUCUUUUGGUGCCCAUUCACCUAGGAGUGCACUGGUGUCUUGCUGUUGUGGACUUUAGAAAGAAGAAUAUUACCUAUUACGACUCUAUGGGUGGGAUAAAUAAUGAAGCCUGCAGGAUCCUCUUGCAAUACCUAAAGCAAGAAAGCAUUGACAAGAAAAGGAAAGAGUUUGACACCAAUGGCUGGCAGCUCUUCAGCAAGAAAAGCCAGGAAAUUCCACAGCAGAUGAAUGGAAGUGACUGUGGCAUGUUUGCCUGCAAAUAUGCUGACUGCAUUACCAAAGACAGACCAAUCAACUUCACACAGCAACACAUGCCGUACUUCCGGAAGCGGAUGGUCUGGGAGAUCCUCCACCGAAAGCUCUUGUGAAGACCGUCUCAUCAGCAGACAUGGACCUUGUGGGGGACUAGCUCUUUGUUGUCUACAGCUGGAGACCUUGGAAACAGCUGCUCCCAACCCUCUGUUCUUGUUAAGUCCUUGAUCCUGGACCAGGCCCUGGAGAGAUGCAUUCACAAGCACAUCUGCCUUUCCUUUUGUAUCUCAGAUACUAUUUUUGCAAAGAAACUUUGGUGCUGUGAAAGGGGUGAGGGACAUCCCGAAGCUGAAGAGAGAGACUGCUUUUCACUUCUUCAGUUCUGCCAUCUUGUUUUCAAAGGGCUCCAGCCUCUCUCAGUCCCUAGUUAGGGGCCUGAGAGAAGCUUGGAAAGACUCUUGGUUUCAUAUAAACUCUUGUUGUUAGGCCUUACUAAGAGGUAGGGAAGGAUGUGGGCAAAAAGGUAGGGAUGAAAACCACCAGCAUAUACACGCACACAUACAUACACACAAGAUUUUCAAGAUGUGUCAUCAGGAAAGUGACUGUAAACUGGACUUUGGGGCACCUGCAUAAGUCCCUCCCCUAGGACUUUCCUAUUUAUAUGCCCCUUUGUGAAAUCCGUCUGCUUCUGUGCAAGGCUGUUCUAUCAUCUGUAGCUUCGUCCUCUCCUGAGGCACAACACAUGAGCCCUAGGUGGAUCCCGAAGUGCCAGGCAGUCCUUUCCUUAAAAGCAGAGGUUUGCAUGUGCUCACGCACAUGGCGGGGAAGACCCACCCAGGGAGCGGUUGAGUGGAGCAACAAGGCACCGCUUCUGCUGCUGCCUGCUUCUGACCAAGAAGAAGAAGGACCUCAGUCUUGAGCAUAAAAUUCCAGCAUUGGAUGAAUGCAGGUCUAGUUUGGUCUGUGGCUAGCUAGUCUAAAUAUGUUUCUAACCACAGAAAAUUUAAUAUAUAUAUAUAUAUUUCACAGGGAUAUGUUUUUGUUUUUUUUUUAAAGGCUGAAUGUGUUCACCAUUUUAGCCUGUAGAUUUAUUACCAUUUUCCAAAUUUAGCUCUAGCACGCACAGUCCCCAGCCUCUAUGUGUAGGGUGUUUGUGGACUUCCUAACAGAAUAUUUUGAGGCCUGGAUAAAUUUUGGCUUAGGGGUAGAGGUUAUAGAGGGAGGCAAGAUUUUCAACUGGAAAACGGGUGGAAUUUGGACUGAUCAACUUGAGUUUGAAAAACUGCUACUCCUUUUGUUCUUCGUAGAAUCUCCCCAACCCUCUGAGCGUUCCUCAGGCUAGAUAGUGAAAUGAUCCAAUGCCAGUGUCAUUUUCUACUUAAGUUCCAAAAUAGGAACGUUUUAUACUUUUUUCUGUAUUGUAAUAGGUAGUUUUGUAUAAAAUCUUUUUCCUCUUCCCUUGUACCUCAUCCUUUCCAACAUUGUGCUUUCUCCCUGGGCUUAUUUGAAAAUUUUACUCUGUUUUAUACCAAGCUUGUUUAGUACAUUUUUCUAUGUGUUACCACAGGUUACAAUUUGAAAAGAAAACUAUUUUUUUUAAAUAUUCCAUUGUUAACUGAAUGUUACUGUAUCCACUCCAGCAACCAGAUGUCCUACCUUUUUCAUACUGCCUGCCUUUGGGGGAAGACCAUCUUUUCUUUUCUUUGUUUUCUUUCUUUCCUUUCCUUUUCUUUUUUUUUUUCCCCCCUUCUUUCUUUCUUUCUUGCUUUUUUUCCUUUACUUUUUUUUUUUUUUUUUUGGUGUUUUCUAUAGGAAAUAAAUAGCUUUCUAUAUAUGAGUUGCUGGGACUUUUCACAUUCUCUUCUGGAAAGCUGUGGCAUGCAGGCUCAUUGUGAGACUCCUGAACAUUUAUUCUUGGUACUUAAUGUGUUUAAGUGACAACUUGAAAGGUGGCAAUAUGGUAUAGAUUUGGACCAUGAAUCAAAAGACCUGAGUUUUUUCAGGCUCUCUUGCUAUUGUCUGGGGGGACUCAGAACAUAAUGGUUCUCUGUAUUUAUUGUUUGUGCGUUUAGAUGACAUCUGUCUUACCUUCCUCACAGACUUUUUGUACAGACCAAAGCAACAAAUAUUUAUUGCCAUGUAUAGCAGAAAAUGAAACAUGCAACAAAAGCACUUUGAAAAAUAUACAAGGAAUUGUUAAGCC
Molecule: messenger RNA, 4713 nt
Organism: Camelus dromedarius (Arabian camel)
Lineage: Eukaryota; Metazoa; Chordata; Mammalia; Artiodactyla; Camelidae
Gene: SENP1
Product: SUMO specific peptidase 1
Exons: 19
Coding region: 551-2626 (691 amino acids)
Biological process (GO): protein desumoylation; proteolysis
Cellular component (GO): nucleus
Molecular function (GO): deSUMOylase activity
Source: RefSeq, a predicted model, not a curated record